AUGGGUUUCUCCGACUUCCUUCAAGACGCCGUCUCCCAGGCCGUCAGCAACGCCGGUAACAACUCUGGCGGCAACAACAACAACAACAACCACCAGGGCGGUUCCAACCAGAGCUACGGAGGAGACUCCUACGGCGGAAACCAGGGAGGCUACAAUGACCGUCCUUCUCAAGGCAACCAAGGAGGCUACAACGAUCGUCCCUCUCAAAGCUACGGAGGUGACUCCUAUGGCGGAAACCAGGGCGGCUACAACGACCGCCCCUCCCACGGUGGAAACCAGGGCGGUUACAACGACCGUCCCUCCCAAGGCUACGGCGGAGACUCCUACGGCGACCGCCCCUCUCACGGCGGAAACCAAGGAGGCUACAAUGACCGUCCUUCUUAUGGCGGAAACCAGGGCGGCUACAACGACACCUCAUACACGCCCCACCCCCCUCCCACGGCGGCUACCACAACUCCAACCCCUCCUCGCAGGCACCACUCCGACUCCUCCUCCAACGACUCGUCCCUCUUCAGCACCGCCCUGAACUUCAUCAAGGACAAGCAAGGCCGCUCUUCCUCCCCGGACAUCGACGAGUCCGAGAUGGUCCAGUCCCACCAGCAGCUCUACAAUGACAACGAUAGCAGCAGGGCCCAUGAUUCGAACUCCCUGGGCGCUGGCGCUGCGAUGCAGGCUCUGAAGAUGUUUUCCUCGGGCCAGAGCGGUGGCUCUUCCGGCGGAGACCAGAAUGCCUUUAUUGGUAUGGCGAUGAGCCAAGCUGCUAAGCUUUGGGAUCAGAAGAACUCGAGUGGCAAGGUGACCGAUGAUAAGCAGUCGGCUGUGAACAAGGCCGCUGAGAUGGCUAUGAAGAUGUAUUUGAAGAACCAGGGCAGUGGAUCGUCUGGUAGCGGUGGGCCGGCGCUGAUGAACUUGGCUAGCAAGUUCCUGAGCAAGUAGAUUGGUUUAGGGGUUUAAUUUGUUUUCCUUUGUGAAUAUGGUAUAUGGU
Aspergillus nomiae NRRL 13137 is the source of this 985-nucleotide messenger RNA. RefSeq lists its product as uncharacterized. The coding region runs from base 1 to 936 and encodes 311 amino acids. The record is from RefSeq and is a predicted model, not a curated record. The transcript has 3 exons. Lineage: Eukaryota; Fungi; Ascomycota; Eurotiomycetes; Eurotiales; Aspergillaceae.